Phytophthora sojae is the source of this 502-nucleotide messenger RNA. RefSeq lists its product as hypothetical. The record is from RefSeq and is a predicted model, not a curated record. The coding region runs from base 52 to 282 and encodes 76 amino acids. Lineage: Eukaryota; Oomycota; Peronosporomycetes; Peronosporales; Peronosporaceae. The transcript is spliced from 2 exons.
GGUUACCAACGUGCGUGCACCAAGCUCCAAGCAGCAGCAUCGAACAGAGCCAUGGAGAGUCUCCGCCCCGCCAGCAACAGCAACAGCAACAGCGCCCAGCUGCAGAUCAGCUCCUUCGUGUCGCUCGACGCCGACGACGAGAUGGCGCAGCUCAUCCUCGAGGAGCUCUCGUACAUGCGCCGCUCGUUCACGGGCGUGGCGGCCGAGAUCGCCAGCUCGCCGUCCAGCGCGUCCACGGGCCUCAACGCCAUCUCGGAGGACGAGGAGGAGGAGGAGGACUAGACUUCUGUCGGCCAGUCAGAUCUCAAUGCAAUCAAUAGAGAACCAACCACACGCGGAGAGGGACGGACGGGUGCAUCACGCGGCCGGAACUCGCGCAGACCCCACUGCGGGCGCCGAGACCCGCGCGGCAGUGCGGUAUUCGAGUAGAAAGAAGAGAGGAGAGGGGGAUAGCAAAUUGCAACGCGUUAUUUAUUGGAUCAAUGCAAUGUCUUGCUCUAUU